GUGAACUAUUCAGGUUGGUCGACAUUUUGUUAGCCUUUCAUAGCAAGUUAGCAAAAUAAACUGUCGUAUUUGGCGUGUCUGACAAAUAAACGCAUUUGUCACUUGCGUCACCCACAUUGCAGUUAUGUGGUAUGAAAUUCUUCCCGGUCUCGGAGUCAUGACUGUUUGUCUCAUCCUUCCUGGGGUUUUCACUGCACAGAUCCACAAACUCACCAACGGGGGGAAGGAAAAGAGAAUCGCCCGGGUUCCAUAUCAGUGGUAUCUGAUGGAGAGAGACAGACGUGUGUCAGGAGUGGAUUUGUAUUACAAAUCGAAGGGACUUGAGAAUAUCCACUGAUCCCAGAUCUCACCUAUGGAAUGGAUUUCUGUCAAGAAUUCGUUGUACAUUAAAAGUUAUGUAUUGUCUGAAUUAA
Molecule: messenger RNA, 413 nt
Organism: Oncorhynchus nerka (sockeye salmon)
Lineage: Eukaryota; Metazoa; Chordata; Actinopteri; Salmoniformes; Salmonidae
Gene: ndufa1
Product: NADH:ubiquinone oxidoreductase subunit A1
Exons: 3
Coding region: 125-337 (70 amino acids)
Source: RefSeq, a predicted model, not a curated record